ACCUCACCAGAGGCCCUCUUUUCCCUGAACUGUCUCGUACCAGAUCAAUUGAAAUCCACCGCACAUUCGAACCCUCCCAGAUCCAGAUCUCACCAUGUCGAACCCAUAUGAGAUCGAGCACAACAUCAAAGAGAAGCCCAAGGGCCGCGCGCGCCGGCCCUCGAUGUCCUCCUUCUUCAACCAGCUCAGCCAAGUCGAGACGGACACGCCGGAGCAGCAGCACCACAACCGCCACGCGGUGCCGACGCCCGUCGAGGUCGCGGCCGUGAACCGCCUUCUGCAGGACCAAUACUACGCGCUGCUGCAGACGGGCGACAACCCGAACGCCGAUUUCCUCAACCACCUAAUCGAGGAUCUGCAGCGGGCCAUCGACUCGCCCCCCGAGAAGGUCGCUGGCGUGCCGCAGAGCUAUCUCGAUGCCCUGGAGCGCGUGCCGAAGAAGCUGCUGAAGGAGUCGGAUAGCUGCCCCAUCUGCGGGGAGGCCUUCUUGGACGAUCCGUACCCGCUUGUGGUCGAGCUGCCCUGCCAUAAGACCCAUCGCUUUGAUUUGGAUUGUGUGGGCCCCUGGCUGAGGCUCAAUGGCACGUGUCCGCUUGAUAGGAAGGAUCUGAUGAAGAAGAAGGAAGUGGUCAAGGCGAAAGAUGACGAGGAAGAGGUGGAAGACGAUUAUGAACUCAUGUAUGCAUGAAUGUAUUGCUUGAUGAGAUUGUGGCAUGAGCGUGGCGUUCAGGGUACUUUUCUAUUAAACAUUUGAAGAUACACCAUAUCAUGAUCGAUCCUGUUUGGGAAGCUAUUUGUCCAAUAUUGAGAUGAUAC
Messenger RNA from Amorphotheca resinae ATCC 22711, 816 nucleotides. RefSeq lists its product as hypothetical. The record is from RefSeq and is a predicted model, not a curated record. Gene Ontology annotation, biological process: protein ubiquitination. Bases 95 to 688 code for a protein of 197 amino acids. Lineage: Eukaryota; Fungi; Ascomycota; Leotiomycetes; Helotiales; Amorphothecaceae. The transcript is spliced from 2 exons. Gene Ontology annotation, cellular component: cytoplasm. Gene Ontology annotation, molecular function: ubiquitin protein ligase activity.